Molecule: messenger RNA, 2857 nt
Organism: Salvia splendens (bonfire salvia)
Lineage: Eukaryota; Viridiplantae; Streptophyta; Magnoliopsida; Lamiales; Lamiaceae
Product: putative disease resistance protein RGA3
Exons: 3
Coding region: 636-1574 (312 amino acids)
Source: RefSeq, a predicted model, not a curated record
GAGAUAUUGCAUAUCAUCCAUUCUUCAUCUUCCGAGAUAAGCUUACGACCAUUCUACUUUCAUCAUUGACUUCUCAUACUGGUUUUGUAAUUGAAAGUAGGGAGGUUAUCCUAAAAAGGCUUCAAGAAGCUUUGAAGGCUAAAACUUAUCUUCUUGUUCUUGAUGAUGUAUGGAACGAAGAUGUUUCCAAAUGGGAAGACUUUAUAAACUCUAUAUCAGGAGUCACUUCCACUGAGGGAGACGGCAUUAUCAUCACUACAAGGAGUCAAAAGGUUGCUUUGAUUGUGAAUCCACUUGAAAUUCAUUCAUGAAAUGGCUUGUCACAUGUAGACUGUUGGUCCGUUAUCACAGCAAAAGCCUUUUAUGAAAAUAGAGAAGUUCCAUCAGGAUUUGAGAGGAUUGGGAAAAAGAUUGCUGAAAGAUGUCAGGGCUUGCCCUUAGCUGCCAAUGUUGUCGGUGGUGUGCUUCGCUCUAAGUCCAAAGAAGAGUGGCACUUCAUCAAUGAAAACUGGCUUUCAAAUGACGACGAAGCUCAAAAUAUCGUAAAAAUACUUAAAUUGAGUUUUGAUCAUCUGUCUCAACCAUCACUCAAGAAGUGCUUCGCCUACUGUUCAAUUUUCUCCAAAGGUGAGGAAAUGGAGAAGCAAAAAGUGAUUGAGCUAUGGAUGGCAGAAGGGUUUCUUCAACUUGACGAAAGAUAUGAGAUGGAGUCUGUAGGCAAUAAGUUUUUCAAUGUUCUUCUACAGAACUCUUUGUUGAUAGUUGCACAAAGAGAUAUUUAUGGAGACGUUUGGAGUUGUGUGAUGCACGAUCUUGUGCAUGAUCUUGCAUCUUCUAAUUUGAAUGGUUCUCAUAAUGUAGAUGGCAUCACCCCAGUUCAAUACAUGGUUCACGAGGAAGCAAGUCCUAUUCCAAAAGAAGUGGCAAAGCAUUUGCGUAAAUUAUUCUUCAAAGGUGUAACUUCCGUUUCCAUGUUCUCAAACUUUGAAUGUCUACACAAUCUAAGUCUUACUAGUAGUGAUUGUACAGAGUUGCCCAAUUCAAUUAGGGAGUUGAUACAUUUGAGAAAUCUUAAUAUUUCAAAUACAAGAAUUGAAAACUUGCCAGAGUGGAUUGGUGAACUCUAUCAGUUGCAAACAUUAAGAGCAUUGUGUUUGCCCACACAAAAAAUGCCAAGUACGUUGAAGUAUUUGAUUAAGUUAAGGCAUCUUCAUAUCGACUCUCGUGUAGAGUUGCCUGCGGAUAUGGGGAGAUUAACUUGUCUCCAGACACUCAUACACUUUAGAGUGGGCAAAGAGAAGGGAUAUCAAAUUAAAGAGCUCGGAAGUUUGAGGAAUCUCAAAGGAAGAUUAGAGAUUCGUAAUCUUGAAAGGGUGCGUGAUAAGGAAGAGGCUAUAAAAGCAAAUAUGUUUGAGAAGUCAAACUUAUCUUAUUUGGUGUUUCAUUGGAAUGAGCAGAGAGGAGAUGAAAGUAGAAGUGAUGAGAGUGUGUUGGAAGGCCUCCAACCCCAUGAGAAUGCAAAUCUGAAUGUGUUGAAAAUUGAAGGGUUCAAUGGCAAAAGAUUUCCGACAUGAACUCAAAAGAUGGCAGUAUGGGAUGGUCUUCAAGGCUCUUAUGUACCACUGGACAAGUUGUUUAGUAUAACAUUCAGGAAGGGCACAGAAUGUGAGGAAAUCCCAAUGCUUGAGCACUUGCCAAAUCUCAAAUCUCUUAUUUUCCAGGUAUUGAAGAAGGUGAGGUUCAUAAAUUGUUCAUCCAAUCAUUUAAAAGACUUCACUAUAAGUGGAUUAGAGCGAAUGGAGUGCUUGCCAGAUGGAUUAUUUUAUAACAAUCGCAAUCUCUCGAACUUGAUGAUAUACGAAUGCCCUCUGUUGAGAGAGUUGCCGGAUGGACUGGACACCCUCAAUUCUCUAGAGCAAUUAUAUAUCAGGGAUUGUCCAAAUCUGAAGUCGAUCGGGAAUCCAAGUUUACAGUCACAGGGAAUCCUCACUAGUUUGAGGCUGUGGAUUUCAGGGUGUGGAGAGCUGAAGGAAUUUCCAUGCGAAAUGCUAGAGUCGUGGGCGCCCUCAGUCUAAUAUCUUGAAUUGAGGAGGUUAAGAAGCUUAAAUAAUCUACUGGAGCUAAUUAACUGUCUAUCCAAAUCAUCACCUCGUCUCGCUGAAAUGACAAUUCUUGGCGUUCCUAAUUUUAUGGCUAGUAGUCUUGGUUUUGAGAGUUGGGGUGUAGGCAGCUUGAAGGAGUUAAAGAUAGAAGUGAGUGUGGAGUGGUCAGAAGAGAAGAGUGUUUCCAUUAAACAUAGUGUUGAUGUGUUAUUGGAAGGAUGUUGCAACUCACUUACUUAAAGUUGAAGGGAAUGCAAAAGUGGGAGUGGAUACCUCAAUCAAUUCAACAUCUCACUGCUCUUGAUUGGUUAAGGUUAGAGAACAUAGGAUUGGAAGAAUUGCCCCAUUGGUUUUGGAACCUCUCAUCUCUAACAAGGUUGUCACUAUAUAGCUGCAACAAACUGAGGCAUCUACCCUCUGUGGAUGCACUAAUUCCCCUCACUAAAUUAGUUUGGUUAGAAAUUAAAGAUACAUAUUGAUUCUGAGUGGCGUAACAAUGACACUGUCUACGUUGAUGGCCGUUCUCUUGCAGCAGCGUAAGCAUGGUAGCAGCCGCUCUCUUGCAGCAGCGUAAGCAUGAAGAAUAUGACAAGAGUUGUGUGGAUGCUAUCAAUCUCAGAUGCAUCCUCUAUCUUCCGUUGGGAUGAUCUUGAUAUGAUAAGUAAUGGAUUCGAGGACACCUGCAAGAGCGUCGCCCUCAAUGAUGCUGUAGGUGUGUGUCAAGUUCUCCUUGUCAAUGGCCUCCACGCGGUGCU